Molecule: messenger RNA, 1692 nt
Organism: Anisakis simplex (herring worm)
Lineage: Eukaryota; Metazoa; Nematoda; Chromadorea; Rhabditida; Anisakidae
Source: the annotation of a GenBank genome assembly
AUGAAUAAAGCGGCAACGGCUGCCGCAAAAUUUUUCGCACCAGAUGAAGAGGAUGCUACAAUCUCAGGAGAGAGUGCACUUGACUCAGCUGUGAACAGUCUCUCAAAAGAUUUCCUGAAACACUUAAAUCUAUCAAAUGAGAAAGAUGAUGAGAAUGAGAAGAAAAUAGUGCAAAAAUAUGAGAAUUAUAUUGAUUCGAUGUUGUUCGUCGGCGAAGGUGAAGCAAUCAUUGAGAUCGGCGUAUCUAUCGACGAUGACACUAAAAAAGGUCUGUGUGAAAAGGAUUUGCAAAUUGCUGAAGAGAAGCAUAAAGAACUAAUGAAACAGUCAAAUAUAUCAUCAGUUCAACUUGUCAAGAAACAAUGCGGUGAUCUGUUCACGAGUUUUCAUCUGGUUCGACGUAAUGUUGACGUUGAUGACUUCAUUGAGGUGCGUGUUGCUGUGGUUGGUAACGUUGAUGCGGGUAAGUCAACACUUCUUGGUGUUUUAACGCAUAGUGCCCUUGAUGAUGGUCGCGGUCACGCUCGACAAAAACUUUUCAGGCAUAAACAUGAAUUCGAAUCUGGUCGAACAUCGUCAGUAGGAAAUGAUAUUCUGGGUUUUAGUAUUGAUGGACAAGUUGUCAAUAAGCCAGAUCCACAUAGCGGGAAUUUGGAUUGGGUGAACAUUUGCCGCGAUUCGGCAAAGGUGAUAACGUUCAUCGAUUUGGCUGGUCACGAGAAGUACUUAAAAACGACUAUAUUUGGUAUGACAGGUCAUGUCCCUGACUACACGAUGCUAAUGGUUGGCUCGAAUGCAGGUAUUAUUGGAAUGACCAAAGAACACUUAUCGUUAGCACUCUCGCUCAAUGUACCCGUAUUUAUUGUCGUGACCAAGAUCGAUAUGUGUCCAGAGCAGGUAUUGGCCGAAACGCUAAAAAAUCUCGAUCGAUUGAUGAAAAGUCCCGGUGUUCGAAAGUUACCAAUUGCAAUGCGAACAAUGAAUGAUGUUGUACAAGCUGCGUUGCAUUUUGCCAGUGGCAGGGUUUGUCCAAUAUUUCAAGUAUCCAAUGUGGUAGGCACAAAUUUGCAUUUGCUGAAAGCGUUCCUGAAUUUGAUCCCUCUUCGACGUUCAUUAUCGCUUGAUAGUCCGGCCGAAUUUCUGAUUGAUGAGGUUUAUUGGGUAGCUGGUGUUGGUACGGUGGUUUCUGGUACAUGUAUGGCUGGAACAAUUGCGCUAAACGAUACAAUGUUGAUCGGACCGAAUCCAAGCGGUGACUUCGUGCCGGUUCCGGUCAAGUCGAUACAUCGUAAACGAAUGCCAGUUUCAAAAAUCCGAUGUGGUCAAACGGCUUCUUUUGCAAUCAGGAAGUUCAGCAAAAAAGAGGUUCGCAAAGGGAUGGUUCUAAUAUCUCCAUCGCUAAAGCCGUAUCCGUCUCUGCAGUUCGAUGCUGAUGUUUUGACGGCGACAAUCAUUGAAAUGACCAAAGAAGUGUUACGGACCGGUGAUCGUGAUUCGGUGACGUUCCGUUUCAUCAGAAAUCCCGAAUAUAUUCGUGUCGGCUCAAGAAUGGUGUUUCGUGAGGGUCGUACAAAAGCCGUUGGUACGGUAACGAAAGUUUAUCCGUAUGCACCGAUCAGUGCCGCAAAACAAACUCGUUUGAAGCAUGCCAUCAAACAAAAAGAAGCACUGGUUGAUGAUACACGAGAGUAA